This is a messenger RNA of Python bivittatus (Burmese python), 869 nucleotides long. NCBI's taxonomy places the organism in Eukaryota, Metazoa, Chordata, Lepidosauria, Squamata, Pythonidae. The record is from RefSeq and is a predicted model, not a curated record.
AGCGCACCUCCCCGCCUUCUCCGCCCUUCCGCGGCGCGGAGAUCAACAGCAGCGAUGGCGGCCGAGGGAGGAGCGGGAACCCUAUUAGAAGCGGCAUCCUCGGCCCAAUUCCAGGAUUUGCUGCAGCGGCCGGACAGGUCUUUAGUGGUGGUUCAUUUUUGGGCCCCAUGGGCUCCUCAGUGCAUUCAGAUGAAUAAUGUCAUGGCUGAACUAGCAAAAGAGCAUCCACAGGUUUUGUUUGUGAAACUGGAAGCUGAAGCAGUUCCAGAAGUAUCUGAAAAAUAUGAAAUUUCUUCUGUUCCAACAUUCUUGUUUUUUAAGAAUUCCCAGAAAAUUGACCGAUUGGAUGGUGCUCAUGCACCAGAACUGACCAAAAAAGUUCAGCGUCACGCAUCUAGUUUGACUCUUUCAUCUGGUUCUGCUGAUAAUGAAAAAGAGGACCUUAAUUCACGACUCAAGAAACUGAUUAAUGCUGCACCUUGCAUGUUGUUUAUGAAGGGAACGCCUCAUGAACCUCGUUGUGGUUUCAGCAGACAAAUGGUAGAAAUUCUUAACAAACAUAACAUUGUGUUUAGCAGCUUUGAUAUAUUUUCUGAUGAAGAAGUACGCCAGGGUCUAAAAACGUAUUCCAACUGGCCUACUUAUCCACAGUUAUAUGUAACUGGAGAGCUUAUAGGUGGAUUGGAUAUUGUUAAGGAGCUUGAGGCUUCAGGAGAAUUGGAUACGGUCUGCCCUAAGGCACACAAAUUGGAGGACAGACUCAAAGAGUUAAUAAACAAGGCUCCUGUGAUGCUGUUCAUGAAAGGGAAUAAACAGAUGGCAAAGUGUGGAUUCAGCAAGCAGAUUAUAGAAAUUCUAAAUAAUACUGG